UGAUUCCCCUUUUCAUGUCUGCAUCACGUUUUCCCCCGUGGGCUGCUGGUGCUUCCUUGGCUCGUUCUGCGAAGUUGUGUUGUGUCACACUACCUACUAAGUUUAUGAGGAGCAUCGUCUUUCUUCGACCGUCCCUUGGUCCUUGAGCUUGGAUUCCAGCCAUGGAUGACCUUGCAAGGCUGCUGGCCCUCGGAUGGCUGUUGGCCACCGUUGUUCUUGCUCAACGCUUCGCCGCCAUCGAAGCGACGCCAACCUUGUCGCUCCGAUAUUACCAGGCUGCGUCGAAGCUCAGCCCGCUGGGGAAGCGACAGGCGCUGUGCACCCAGGGUCAACAUCCUUGCCUGGAUAUCGGGCCUCUUGGCGCAACAUCGUGCUGCCCCGACGAUACCUACUGCAUCGUGAACCCCACCACCGGCAACAAAGCAGCAUGCUGCGCCAUCGGCUCCGACUGCGGCAGUCCCUGCCCAGCGAACCAGUACCAAUGCAACUCAACCACAACCCUGACCUCCCCAUCCCCAACAGUCACCACCGUCCCCGCCUGCUGCCCCCGCCCCUGCACCCAAACCUCCAUGUUCCUCUGCCCCUCCGCCCUGGGUGGCGGCUGCUGCUCCUACGGCCAGACCUGCGGCAGCAGCCGCAAGUGCCUGUGGACUAGCACGGCGGGCCCAACCUCGGUCGUCGGCGAGAUCCCCGCCGGCUGCACCACCAGCCAGAUUGCGUGCCCGGCCUCCAUGGGCGGCGGCUGCUGCGCCCUCUCCCAGAGCUGCACCUCGGCCGACGGCAAGGCGCAAUGCGCCGCCGCGACGGCGCCCGUGCCCACCGGUAGCGGGGUCUCCGCCGUGGCGCAGGAGAAGGGAGGGUUGGGCGCCGGCGGAAAGGCGGGUGUUGCGGUGGGGGCGGUCGUGGGUAGCGGCCUCGUGGUUGGGGCAGUGACCUGGGUUUGUCUCCGCCGACGCCGCCGCAGGAGGAGGAGGAGGAGGCGGAGGAGUGACGAGGGGUCCGGGACUGGCACCGGCACCCGGACUGGUGGGGGCAGUGUGGAUGGGCCGGCGAUGCGGAUGGCUGAGGGCCGGGGCGGAUGGCGGACCGAGGGUGUCCAUGGUUCCGGGGGCGGUAGAGCCGGUGAGACGUCGGAGAGCCACUCGGAUGUCGUGUCUCACGGGGGGAGGCUUAGGGGUCUGACGCAGGACUACUUCGGCCCGGAUGCUGUGGCUGGGCCAUUCACGGAGGCAGAGCACGGUACCUCCUCACCCCACGGGGCGUCGCCCGGUCGGAAUCGGGCGGUGCCGACGGAACCACAGAGCCCGGAUGACAUCACCGCGGCUGUGGAAAUCGACUCGCGGUCCCGGGAGCCGACUGUCGAUGGGUCUGGCAAUGGCGGGUCGAAUGUGCCUGCAGUACGUCCCCAGCAGGUGUCUGAUACCAUCGAGGGCCGGUUCGAGUUGUACGGUUCCGAACUGUCCCCACCGUCAGACCCUGUAUCGCCAUUCACGCCGCAGUCUUCCGGGGCCGAAACGGUAACACCGGCAGAUCAGCACACGAACCCACACGUCGCAUAAGUGCUGCAGCGAGCGGCUAACACCUCACGCGACCAUGGGCAAGUUCCGGGAUGUUUGCCGUGAGAACGGUAGUCUUCUAUUAGUGGGUUGACUUCUUAAAAAAUGCCGGAACUCCUAUCCGUCUAUGAACAAAACUCGCAUGACCAUUCAUUCCCCGGACGGGAACAGGGCAUUUGCGGUCAGAACCUCCUUGAAUGCAAAUGAGCUAAAAAAAAAAAAACAUCCCGAGAUGGCGCUCUGACAAGGUGGAACGCGACCCGAGACCGAGAUAUUAUCUUCCCUUCCGAUCAAACAAACCAUAUUCUGGGAAA
Phialemonium atrogriseum is the source of this 1870-nucleotide messenger RNA. RefSeq lists its product as uncharacterized. The transcript has 3 exons. The record is from RefSeq and is a predicted model, not a curated record. NCBI's taxonomy places the organism in Eukaryota, Fungi, Ascomycota, Sordariomycetes, Cephalothecales, Cephalothecaceae. The coding region runs from base 162 to 1559 and encodes 465 amino acids.